This is a messenger RNA of Sorghum bicolor (sorghum), 2404 nucleotides long. Its product is annotated as protein GAMETE EXPRESSED 3. Gene Ontology annotation, molecular function: protein binding. Gene Ontology annotation, biological process: pollen tube guidance; embryo development ending in seed dormancy. Gene Ontology annotation, cellular component: plasma membrane. Bases 1 to 2244 code for a protein of 747 amino acids. The record is from RefSeq and is a predicted model, not a curated record. The transcript is spliced from 11 exons. Lineage: Eukaryota; Viridiplantae; Streptophyta; Magnoliopsida; Poales; Poaceae.
AUGACCGAAGAGCGCAACUUUACCCGGGCACCAGUUACCGAAGAGACGGCGGUUCUGUAUGUCCGUAAACUGCCGCACGGCGCCGCUCGUGGGUCUAUUCCCUGCCUGCGCAACCACCUCCACCGGCGCCGUGCUCUCCGUCCCGCCACUGCCAGCCGCCCCCGGUCGACCGCCACCCUCUCGGCCUCCGCCCCUGGCCGCCGCCCCCCUCACUUGCGCAUUUGCAUCGUGCGUGCGCCUCUCUCCGGCCCUCCGCCGUCCAGGACUCACCGCUCCGGCCCGUCACAGCAGCAGACCAAAGCAACUGCCCCGUCCGUUCUUCCAUCUCCGGGCGCAUUCGGUGCGGCACGCUCGGAGUCGCGGGCGCUUCAGAAGCUCGACACCGGCAGCGGCGGCGCCGAGAACGCUCGCGCGCCGCCGGGGCCUGCCCGUGCCCUCUCGGCCCCUUCCAUCGCCCACGACGGCCGCCUCGUCGCUUGCUCCGGGAAGGACCUCCUCGGGUUCGAACCCAACGGGUCCUUCGCCUGGAUCGUUCCCCUCGGCCACAUGUGCAACGACAGCAUCAGCCCUGUAUUCGAGGGAGAGCAGGUGUAUCUGGUGGCAGAGGACAAGGUCAUAAAGGUCACGCCACGGAAAGUGCGCACUGCCGAGCCAGCAUUGGAGGUUUUCUUCAGCCACAACACGACGUCAGGGAGGUCCGAGGAGAUCAUUGGCCUGGCCAUCAGUGGCAGAUACUCGUCUCUCUUCCUCACCAUCAGAAACCGGGGACUCUUCGCCUUCUCGCUCCGAGGCGAGCUCCAAUGGAGCAUUGGGCCUGCACUUAAUUUGUUCGAUUACCGUCUUGGCUGCAAGAGAAACGUCUCCGGCUGCUAUUUCGAUUCAGCUCCUGUUCUUGAUCAGUGCGAGGGGGCACUUUAUAUAUCGAACACUGAAGGCCAGCUCUAUUCCCUGUACAUUGACAACCGUGGGAUCAGAUGGAUCCAAGACUUGAGUUCACAUGGCAAAGUGAUGACAGUUGCACCGGGAAACAGUGGGCGCCUAUACAUUGUCUUUCCACGGAAGUCUAUCAUGGUGGGGAUUGAUGUUUCGACAGGAAACAUUUCUUGGACGCAGAAUAUUGGUCCAAUCAGUAAUGAGAAAAACUUUCCAACUGUCGAUUCCAAUGGUUGGAUGUCAAUUGGUUCGCUAGAUGGGACCCUCUACUCGAUUUCUCCUGAUGGUGACAUGAGAAAGUUUCUUGCAAAAACAGCAAAUGAUUCAGUGAUCCAUGUAGGUCCAGUCCUUGACUGCUCAGGAUUUUCCAUGUAUGUCGCUAAGACCAUAGUGGAAGGAAAAUUAAUCCAGACGACUGGUGAUUAUACCUAUGUAUCGGCAAAGAAGCCAUCAUUCAUUUCGUUCACAUUGUUGGCUCCGGCAACUGGAACUAUUUACUGGACUGGGGAGUAUCCUGGGGAAUUAUCAAAUUUGCUGUCCAGUAGUGAUAUGAAUGACUUUACCAUAGAUGAGACUGUUGUUCUGACUCUUCUAUCUGCAACAAAGACAGGGAUCAGCAACACCACGCAGUGCUAUACAAGAAGGCAAAAGAUUGCUUGGACUUGCGGGCAAGCCAAAGCCAAGUUUGUUCAGGCCGAUCCAGGAGAACCUAGCUAUGUUCUAUUGUUGAUCUUCCUACUUGUAGUAAUCGUACUACAAGCUGUAGCCAUUUUGUUUUGCUGCAUCUUUUGGAGGAAGAAAAGGCUCCAAAACAAUGGAUUGCAGAAGUUCCUGGAGAAGAGGCGCUCACUUCACAGCAAGAGGAGAAUCUUAGGAAAGAAGAUAUUGGAGCUCGAGCAGAAGGCAUCUGAAGAUGCCUCGUCAAAUGAAGCUUUGGGACAGCUGGGUGAAAUGGUGAAAGCCAAGGAAGGCGUGGAGAGAAAGCUGUACGGAUCAUACAGCCUUGGCAGGGAUGAGCCCAGCUUGGAGCCGCAAGGCUCCUCCUCCUUGCCACUGUACCAUGGCAAAUACAGGAGUUAUUCGUUCCACAGCUCACAGAAAGAGAGCAUUACGAUUUUCCACAGUUCAGAGGAUAGUACUACCAGUAGCUGCUCUGAUGAUAGCGAGAGUUGCAGUGGUACGAGUUCUGGAGAAAUGGAACUGGAUGAGUCUAAGUUAGCAGAAGAAGCUGGGCCCUCCAACACUGCAAAUGUUGAGGAGGGAGUUCAACAUGAACUAGAAAAACAGCACCAGCAUUGCAGCGCCCCAUAACCCUUGGUUGCUGGAAGGAUCAGAGCUAGAAUUGAUUGCAAUUCGUAGCAUGUCUGGAAGGACAAUAUACUGUUUGUUGAAGACAUUGGGAGUUGCUUGUAGUUUCAAAUAUUGGUGCAGCAUUAGUUAAUGAUAUGAAGCAUAUGGUUAUCACAAAGAA